Molecule: messenger RNA, 1345 nt
Organism: Prunus dulcis (almond)
Lineage: Eukaryota; Viridiplantae; Streptophyta; Magnoliopsida; Rosales; Rosaceae
Product: AT-hook motif nuclear-localized protein 4-like
Exons: 6
Coding region: 174-1190 (338 amino acids)
Molecular function (GO): minor groove of adenine-thymine-rich DNA binding
Source: RefSeq, a predicted model, not a curated record
UCCUUUUUCUUUUAAUCGUAUUUGCUUGUGUACUUUUUAUUUUUUUUCUUCAGCAUUUUGUUUGUUCAUUGAAUGAGUGAAGUGUGGCAUUUGAGUGAUUGCUCAAGGAGAGUAAGAAUUGAAGUGUCAGUUGCAGAUAGGUUUUCAGGUUUCGGUUGAUCGCUGGUUUAAGCAUGGAGGCAAAAGAAGGGAUGAGUUCAGGAGUUAGGGUGGGAGGAGUUGAAGCUCCAUCGGCUUAUCAUGGGGCUCUGAAUGCCGAAAACCCUACCCGGGUUGCAGGAAUGCCUGUAGCAGACGUAUCAGCGACGUAUGUGGGAGUUGAUGGGGCUAGAGUGGUAAGAGCUGAAGCUCCAUCGGCUUAUCAUGGGGCUCCGAAGACCGAAGACCCUACCCAGGUUGCAGGAAUGCCUCCAGCAAAAGUAGCAGAGACGAAUGUGGGAGAUGAUGGGGCUACUGUGAAGAGGAAGCGGGGCAGACCAAGGAAAUAUGGCCCUGGCGGGACGGUGACAAUGGCAAUGUCACAAAUGCCAGGUUCACCACCUGCUUCGGGUACCGGUGUCAACUUAUCUUCGGGUGUAAGGGGAAGGGGAAGGGGGAGGGGGAGGGGGAGGGGAAGGGGGAGAGGGUGGGGGAGGGGACGGUCUGAUGGUUCAAAUGCCAAGCAGCGUGAGGCACCGGCAAUGGAAUCGGGUGGGGACUGGAGUGUAGUCGUGACUCCAUCUACAGAUUAUACGCCCCAUGUCAUCACUGCCGAACCUGGUGAGGAUCUUACAUUCAAGAUUAUAUCAGUAGCUGAACAAGGGCCAAGAGCCAUUUGGAUUAUAUCUGCAAACGGAGCAGUUUCCAAUGUUAGACUGCGUCGACCUGAUACUGAUGAGGGCAGUAUAACACUUGAGGGUGUAUUUGAGAUAGCUCAUUUAUCUGGAUCGUUUAUGUUCUACGACAAUCGAGGAACAAUGAGCGGCGGCUUGAGUGUCUCUCUGUCAGGUCCUAAUGGUUCUUGUAUAGGUGGAGCUGUUUGUGGAUCCUUGAUUGCUGCCGGUCAUGUCCAGGUUGUUGUUGGCAGUUUCGUACCUGGCAAGCCAGAUGUGUUACCAAAGGAGGUGACGAACCAAAACUCGGGUGAGCCACAUCCAAACCUCGGAUCUUCGCCUCCUGGCCAAAGUGAAAACCGGGCACCUGCUUCCUAGGAUAGUUAACUAGUUUGAUUUUCCUCCUGUUGCUGUUGUAAGCAAAGGGAUUUGUUAUGGGAAUAAUUGGAACCAAUAUGCCUAUUUAUUACUGGGUUUGUGAUGGUUUUCCUUCAACUUUUAUCUAGUCUAGAUUUUUAAGGUCUUUUGGUAAA